Nipponia nippon (crested ibis) is the source of this 960-nucleotide messenger RNA. NCBI's taxonomy places the organism in Eukaryota, Metazoa, Chordata, Aves, Pelecaniformes, Threskiornithidae. The record is from RefSeq and is a predicted model, not a curated record.
AUGCCACCUCCAGCCCCCAUGCGUGGGAAACUGCCCCUGUACAGCCUGUACCCCCACACGCGGCUGGGCUACCUCUUCUACCAGCGGCAGGUGAAGAAGGCCCGGGAGCGGUACCCGCACGGCCACUCCGCGCCCCAGCCCUGCCGCUUCCCCGGGGUGAAAAUCCUGCCCAUUCCCGUGCUCUCCAACAACUACAGCUACCUGGUCAUCGAUACUGGCUCCGGCCGGGCGGCCGUCGUUGACCCCUCUGACCCGCUGGCCGUGCAGGCUGCCGUUGAAGAAGAGAGGGUGAUGCUGGAGGCCAUAUUCUGCACCCACAAACACUGGGACCACAGUGGGGGGAACGCAGCGCUCCGCCAGCAGCACAGCUCCUGCAAGGUGUACGGCAGCACCCUCGAUGCCAUCCCAGAGCUCACCAACCCGCUUGCGGACAGGGAGAAGGUGAGCGUGGGCUGCCUGACCUUCGAGGCGCUCGCCACACCUGGCCACACCGUGGGCCAUAUGGUAUACGUGCUGGACGGGCGGCCGUUUGGCGGCCCCCCCUGCCUCUUCUCCGGGGACCUCCUCUUCCUCGCUGGCUGCGGCAGGCUGUUUGAGGGCUCCCCUGAGACCAUGCUCGCCUCCCUGGAUGUGGCCGUGGGCUUGGGCGAGGACACACUGCUGUGGCCGGGCCACGAGUACGCGCUGGAGUGCCUGACCUUCGCCAGCCUCCUGGAGCUGGACAACCCCGCGCUGGAGCAGAAGCUGCAGUGGGCGACACAGCAGCGCCAGGAGAAGAGGAGCACGUGCCCCUCCACGCUGGGGGAAGAGCAGACCUACAACCCCUUCCUGCGGACCCACCGGCCGGAGCUGCAGGCAGCGCUGGGGCUGCGGCAGGGCGGAGGGGAGCACCCCGACGCCUUCCGCGCCCGCGUCCUCAAGGAGGUGCGGAGGCGCAAGGAUCUCUACAAAGCCACCUAG